Molecule: messenger RNA, 450 nt
Organism: Staurois parvus
Lineage: Eukaryota; Metazoa; Chordata; Amphibia; Anura; Ranidae
Source: the annotation of a GenBank genome assembly
ACCAAUAGCAGCUUAAGUCUACUAGUACUCCAUUCUAUACUCCAAACUCAAUACUACACUGAACAUUUGCUACUGUUCCCGCCAAAACCAACACUCUCUUCUUCAUGCUACCUCUCUUUCCCGCCAAAACCAACAGCUCUCUUCCUCAUGCUGCCUGUUCCCGCCAAAACCAACAGCUCUCUUCUUCAUGCAUGCUGCCUGUUCCCGCCAAAACCAACAGCUCUCUUCCUCAUGCUGCCUGUUCCCGCCAAAACCAACAGCUCUCUUCCUCAUGCUGCCUGUUCCCGCCAAAACCAACAGCUCUCUUCCUCAUGCUGCCUGUUCCCGCCAAAACCAACAGCUCCUCAUGCUGUCUGUUCCCGCCAAAACCAACAGCUCUCUUCCUCAUGCUGCCUGUUCCCGCCAAAACCAACAGCUCUCUUCCUCAUGCUGUCUGUUCCCGCCAAAACC